AUGGUAGGGGGGAGGCAGCAGUGCAGAGGGGAAAUGUCAGCGGUGACAAAGCUGUCCUUGUCAGAAGGCGUGGGUGUGCAUGACGCUGGGAGAGGAGAUGGAGCCAUAGCUGCAAGGAACAACAGCUCAGGGAGCAGCGUCUCACCUGAGCCCCCGGCACCAGGGCUCGCUCGGGCAUCCCGACAGCCGCCUCCCGCCGUGCCGGGGGAAUCCCGGGAGCUCUGCAGUUUUCGGCAUGGCAGUGGACUGGCUCGGCUUUGGCUACGCCGCCCUGGUGGCAUCAGGAGGGAUCAUUGGCUAUGCAAAAGCAGCAAGUUCUCUGGGUCCCUGUGUUUUGAGAUCUGUGAACUUCUUGAGCCAGAGGUGAUGUGGUUGUGCUGUAGUGUUCCAUCACUAGCUGCUGGCCUUUUCUUUGGGAGUUUGGCUGGACUGGGUGCUUAUCAGGUCUCACAGAAUCCAAAUAACAUUUGGGUUUCUCUGAUUACAUCUGGAGCACUGACUGCUGUCAUGGGAACAAGAUUUUACCACUCCAGAAAAUUCAUGCCUGCAGGGCUAAUUGCUGGUGUCAGUUUGCUAAUGGUUGGAAGAUUAGCACUGAAGAUGUUGGAAAAGCCCCAGGAAAAGUAACUGUUAAUUUUACAUCUUAGUAUUUGGAAAAGGAAACCUGAUCAUGGAAUUGCAUGAAUGCAGAAGUGAGAAGAUGGAAAAAUUUUCUGUAUCAAGACAUUUUUUAAUCUUUUUUUGUAAGUGGGAGUACAGUGAUGGGACAGAUAGUUAUUAUAUGAGGUAGAGCUGUUUGUGUAUAGAGAGAAAUUGGUCCUGAUUUGAUUUUUCUGGCAUGUUUCAGUGUAUUUUAACACUUCCAUGUUUUUAUAUUCCAAAAUGUACUUCUGACAUGUAUGAAGCAGAUAGAAAAUAUCCUGUAAUUAAGAAAAUAUCUACAAAGAGGCACCAGGAGUAACUGGCUAAAUACAGUAGUGUGUCUCAAACCUUUUACACUGAGUAUUAUGGUGUGCUUUACCUGUUGCAUUCUGAAUUGAUACACCAUGUCUUUAUAAUGUCCAACAGAUCUUGCUUUUUUAUUGUGAAAUGAUGCUAAAAUGAUGCUUUUCUAUAAGUAAAAUUUGUUACAAACCUUUA
Pyrgilauda ruficollis (rufous-necked snowfinch) is the source of this 1140-nucleotide messenger RNA. RefSeq names its product transmembrane protein 14C-like. The record is from RefSeq and is a predicted model, not a curated record. NCBI's taxonomy places the organism in Eukaryota, Metazoa, Chordata, Aves, Passeriformes, Passeridae. Gene Ontology annotation, cellular component: mitochondrial membrane. The transcript has 7 exons. Gene Ontology annotation, biological process: regulation of heme biosynthetic process. Bases 1 to 627 code for a protein of 208 amino acids.